Molecule: messenger RNA, 2730 nt
Organism: Harpegnathos saltator (Jerdon's jumping ant)
Lineage: Eukaryota; Metazoa; Arthropoda; Insecta; Hymenoptera; Formicidae
Exons: 8
Coding region: 302-2695 (797 amino acids)
Biological process (GO): rRNA processing
Cellular component (GO): nucleus
Source: RefSeq, a predicted model, not a curated record
AAGCAAUCCAGCACGAAAACAAGCACCGUGUGCCGCUGGCUUUAGUUUGGUUGAGAGUUGGAUGAGAGGUCACCUUCCCCUUAACGCAGCUGGAGAAUGGCGUAUGGGUACACCUUUCUACCUAAAGCCAUAUACCGAACUGAACUGAACUGGAUGAGAGGUCAAGAUAACAAACAAGGAAAUUGUGUAUUAUAUAAUAUUUGCUUUUAAGGGAAAACAGAAACACAUUAAAACAGAAAGUUCCGUAUAGAUAACGGUGAACACGUAUAUCUGAGAAACGUUAGUGGCCUUUUUGAAUAAAAUGUCAAUAAUUGAAUUAUUAACCUCAUGUGACCGAAAUUCGAAAGAAUUUGAAUCGUUAGUAUAUGAUUUAUUAGUCAAUAAUAGCGGUGUGCCAUUUGACAAUCGAGAGGUUGAUGCUGUACAAAAUACUAUUGUAACAAGUAUUAAUUCUCGUAUAAAUGUGGCAAAUACUCGAUACAGUGCUUUAGUUAUGCUAGAUAAAAUUUUAUCUGGCUGCUCAAAGGAUAUAUUUUCAAAAUAUGCUUUAUUAUGGAUAACUAAAACCACUGAACUAUUACAAAAUACAUUCAGUACCAUACAAGAAAUAACAUUAGCUUGCAAAGUACUAGGAUUUUUAUUUGAACAUUGCAAAGAAAUUCCUGAGUUACAUAAACAGAUUUCUAUGCAAAAUAUAAGGCAGCUAAUACCUGUAUUAGAUAAUUUAUUAAGAAAUGAAGAGUGUGGCCCAAUAUACUAUUUAAUAGCUGUUAUGUUAUAUCAUUAUCCUGAAAUUUGUGAACGAUCACAGGAAUCAAUAAAAAAGAUAAUAUUGUUACAAAUUGAUUCUACACAAAAGAACUCGAUCAGUGCAAGCGCCAAAUGUUUCGUACUUUUGUCUAAGGCAACAGAACGUUCAUUUCAACCACCAUCGACCAAAUCCAUGUAUACUAGAUGGACAUAUAAUCAAACAUUACUUUGUAAUAACUUGCAUGCUAUAAUGGAUGAAUUGUUCUCCACAUUAAUGGAGUUAAAAACUGUGGAUAUUUGGGAUAAAUUUAAUUUACCUUCUAUAUCUGAAGAGAAUGUAAUACAGUAUUAUAAUGAACAGAAACAGAGAUUUUUAAAUUUAUGUAUCUAUCUCUCCUCAAUGUUAUGUGGAUAUGAUGCAAACAAUUCUGUUGUACCUCAUGAUAUCUUGGAAGUUUUGUGUCGAGGAUUGGCUAUUACACCAUUAAACUUGAGGAAUAAAUCUUCUAUUAAAGAACAGAUGUUAUAUAUGAUCUUACCAAAAUUACACAUUGGUUUAUUUACAGUUUUAGAUGCAUUAAUAAGUGGAUUUGCACAAGAGUUGAUACCAUUCGGGAAGACAAUAUUAAACUUGUUUCAACAAGUGUUGCAAUGGACAAGUCAAGUUUUAGAAAAUCAUAUAACAUUUAAUAAUACUAGAUCUUUCAAAAAUAUAAGAAUAUCUACUUACAAAUGUCUCUCCACAUGGUUGAUAAAUACCAAUUCACUCUCAGGUAUAGAGACAGUUGCAAAUGAAUAUAUUGCCUUCAUAAUGAAGGAUAUAGUACCAGAACAAGAUUGUAUACUAUUAGCUGUCCAAAAACCACAGCAUUUGUCUAAACGAAUGAUGAAACGUUUUAAAGAUAGUCAGUAUGAAAAUAGUCCAAUUUUAAAUAAUAGAAGAAUUGCUGCUGAAAGCAGUGGACCUCUAGAUGCAGAUUUAUGCAAAGAAGCUCUCAUUACUUUGCAAAAUAUACUUCACAAUAGUGGCGUUUUGCUAAAGCCUCUAUUUUAUAAAAAUGUGCAGAAUACAGUGAUACCUUUAUUAUAUAAUUUCUAUUUGAGACAUUCCAUGUCAAGUUUUUAUAAGGAUCAUGAUGAAUGCCGCUUGGAGUUAUUUAAAGUUUUAAGGGCUUUACAAUUGAAUCCAGAUACCACAUUAAUAACUCCUAUACAAUUUUAUUUGGAAAUAUCACAUAGUGCGACUCAUGAUGUUGAUUUGAGUAUUGCACAGGAAGCAAGGUUUACUAUAGCUGAAUUAGAAAAAGUCAUACAUCCUAUAGCACCUACAUUACAAUUACCACGACAAAAUGAAUCCGAUAACGAAUCUCUUCCUGAAAAUCAGGAAGAAGUUGCUAUUGCCACUACUGCUACCACUAUAAAUUUAGAUGAAAGAAACAGGAUUGAACAUGAACUUUCUCAAGAAGCAGAUGCCAUAUUACCUCCAUGUAAACGACAAAAAAUAAUCAUGCCACAAAGUUCAGAAACUAUACAGAAUAAGACCACUUCAGAAUCUAUCAAUAUGAAUGAUGACGAGACGAAUUUUAACAAACUUCAGAUAGAUAAAGAAUCACAUGAAAAUAUCGAAAAUUUAUUACAAGAUGGAGAUAAAGUACACUGUAACAAGAAGCCAAGUCUAUGGAACAGAAAUGAACUUACAAAUGGCAAUACUGAAACCGAAGUAAAGUGCAAAUUACUUAAAGCAGAGCACUGUGAGCGAUCUAAAGAUUCGUCAUCUGAGGAGCAGCAUCUAAAUGAAGCAAACAAAUUGUUAGAAAUUAAUUUUUCUUUGAAUGACAAAGAAAUAAAAGAGAAGAUAGCAGAGAAAGUUUGGCAGAAAGAAGAAGAAUCAGAUACCGAUGAUCCAGAUAUGCUUAAUCUGUUCCAUGAUGUUCCUAUUCAAUAAAUUUGUUAUUAAAAAAUAGAAAUAUUUUUAUAUAC